AUGGCCCCGACUCUCUCUGGGACCUUUCCAGAGGGGCUCCUCCCUCCGCCGGGUCUCCUUCCUUCUCGCGGUCGCCUCACUCUUCCUCCCUGCGCCCCGGGAGAGUCCACUUGUAUCUUAAGGGGCUUCCGCGGAGUCCGCGGCGCUCGCACGGCGCCAGCGCUGGCCGCUAGGGGGCGCCGUCGGGGGCGGCGCGGUGCCGCCGCAGCCGCUCCUCUCCGGGCCCGGCCUCGCCCGCUCCGCUCGCGCCGCCGGAAGUGGGAGGUGCCGCGCGCGGGCCGGCGCUCGACCCCUCCCCCCGAGGCUCGGCCGCCCCCUCCCCCCGCUCCGCCCGCUCAGGUGCGUCCCGUCCCUCCCCCCUUGCCUCCCGGGGGCGCGGCGCGGGAGGUACAGAGCAUGAUGGCGGCGGCGUCUGAGGUAGCUGGUGUGGUGUCCAAUGCCCCCAAUCCUCCAGAAUCCUCUUCUAGUUUAUGUGCUUCCAAAUCAGACGAAGGUCUCCCAGACGGUCUAAGCCCCAAAGACCCUGCACAGAAGCACAAGAACUCACCUCUGUCGAGUGUAAGUAGCCAAACGAUAACCAAGGAGAAUAACAGAAAUGUCCAUUUGGAACACCCAGAGCAGAAUCCUGGUUCAUCAGCAGGUGACACUUCAGCAGCGCACCGGGCGGUUUUAGGAGAAAACUUGCUAGCCACAGCCCUUUGUCUUUCUGGCGGUGGGUCUCAGUCUGAUUUGAAGGACGUGGCCAACACAGCAGGAGAGGAGGGGGACACGUGCCUCCGGGAGAGCCUCCAUCCUGUCACUCGGUCUCUUAAGGCAGGGUGCCAUACAAAGCAGCUUGCCUCCGGGAGUUGUCCUGAAGACAGAUCCCCACAAGCCUCCAUCCUAAAGGAAGGUAGCAGGGACACAGGCUUGGAUUUCCGACCUGUAGUGCCUCCAGCAAAUGGGGUUGAAGGAGUCAGAGUGGAUCAGGAUGAUGAUCAGGAUAGCGCUUCCCUGAAGCUUUCUCAAAACAUUGCUGUACAGACUGACUUUAAGACGGCCGAUUCAGAGGUAAACACAGAUCAAGAUAUUGAAAAGAAUCUGGACAAAAUGAUGACGGAGAGAACCCUGUUGAAGGAACGUUACCAGGAGGUCCUGGACAAGCAGAGGCAAGUGGAGAAUCAGCUCCAAGUGCAGUUAAAACAACUUCAGCAAAGGAGGGAAGAAGAAAUGAAGAAUCACCAGGAGAUAUUGAAGGCUAUCCAGGAUGUAACAAUAAAGCGAGAAGAAACAAAAAAGAAGAUAGAGAAAGAAAAGAAGGAGUUUUUGCAGAAGGAGCAGGAUCUGAAAGCUGAAAUUGAGAAGCUCUGUGAGAAGGGCAGAAGAGAAGUGUGGGAAAUGGAACUAGAUAGACUCAAGAAUCAGGAUGGCGAAAUAAAUCGGAACAUUAUGGAAGAGACCGAACGGGCCUGGAAAGCAGAGAUCUUAUCACUAGAGAGUCGGAAAGAGUUGCUGGUAUUGAAACUAGAAGAAGCAGAAAAAGAAGCAGAACUGCACCUCACUUACCUCAAGUCAACCCCCCCAACACUAGAGACCGUUCGUUCCAAACAGGAGUGGGAGACAAGGCUGAAUGGAGUUCGGAUGAUGAAAAAGAAUGUUCGGGACCAGUUUAAUAGUCAUAUCCAGUUGGUGAGGAACGGAGCCAAGCUGAGCAGCCUUCCUCAGAUCCCGACUCCCACUUUGCCCCCACCCCCAUCAGAGACAGACUUUAUGCUUCAGGUGUUUCAACCCAAUCCUUCUCUGGCUCCUCGGAUGCCCUUCUCCAUUGGGCAGGUCACAGUGCCCAUGGUUAUGCCCAGCGCAGAUCCCCGCUCCUUGUCUUUCCCAAUCCUAAACCCUGCCCUCUCCCAGCCCAGCCAGCCUUCCCCGCCCCUUCCUGGCUCCCAUGGGAGAAAUAGCCCUGGCUUGGGUUCCCUCGUUGGCCCCCAUGGUCCACACAUGCCCCCUGCUGCCUCCAUCCCACCUCCCCCAGGCUUGGGCGGUGUUAAGGCUUCUACUGAAACUCCCCGGCCCCAACCAGUAGACAAACUGGAGAAGAUCCUGGAGAAGCUACUGACUCGCUUCCCACAAUGCAAUAAGGCCCAGAUGACCAACAUCCUUCAGCAAAUCAAGACAGCACGGACCACCAUGGCAGGCCUGACCAUGGAGGAACUGAUCCAGUUGGUAGCUGCACGACUGGCAGAACAUGAGCGGGUGGCAGCCAGUACUCAGCCACUCGGUCGGAUCCGGGCCUUGUUCCCUGCUCCAUUGACCCAAAUCAGUACCCCAAUGUUCUUGCCUUCUGCCCAAGUUUCAUAUCCUGGAAGGUCUUCACACGCUCCAGCCGCCUGUAAGCUGUGUCUCAUGUGCCAGAAACUUGUCCAGCCCAAUGAGCUGCAUCCAAUGGCGUGUUCCCAUGUGCUGCACAAGGAGUGUAUCAAAUUCUGGGCCCAGACCAACACAAAUGACACUUGUCCCUUUUGUCCAACUCUUAAAUGACGGACCUGACUGGGGAGGAAGAAGAGGAGAAACUGAUGUGAACAGGAAGCGCGGGUUCAAGAUUUCUAAAACUCUAUAUUUAUACAGUGACCUAUACUCAUGCCAUGUACAUUUUUAUUAUAUAGGUAAUGUGUGUAUAGAAAGUCUGUAUUCAAAUGUUCGUAAAUGAAAGUAUGUAUAUUAUGCAGAAAUGGUUGCCCCCCCCCACCUUGCAAUUCCUUUGGGGGAUGCAGAUUGUAGGUAAGGUGAUGUUUAGUUUGCCCUUGAAAUUAUGAUAUUCUUGCCUAGGGCUGUUUUCAAGUACAUUAUAAAAACCAUCUAGGAAGCUGCUGUUGCUCUAAGGCCAUCCUGCUUUGAUUUGGCUCAGCCUCUAGUUAAUUUUCUUAAGGCUCAUGUAUGCAGAUUUGAACCCUGGUGCUCACCCGCUGUCCGACCAGAUGCCUUGCUUACUGAAAGCCUCCGGAAGCCUCAGUGUUGUUCUUGCCACUCUACUCCAAAUGGAUAAAAUGAGACUGAUUGAGGAAAAAAAAAAUGUAACCCUAAUAGUUUGAAUUUUCAUUGACUAUUUUACUGUGUUAAUGCUCAUUAUUUGCACAUAGACAUUAGGUUUACAGAAUAUUCUGUUUUACAUCAGCAAAAUUCACAGUCCAAGAAUAACAACGUAAGUGGGUCCCAUUUCACCCCUGCCCCCCGUGAACUUCUGUCCAUCUGACUUCCUGGAUAGUCAUCUCUUUAGAAACUAGCACAGCCCACAGGUCUUUCCUGGGCCAAGCCAUCCCUUGCUGCCACUGCCUUGGCUUCUGAUCAAGCUGACAGAGCAAGCUUGUGAAGCCCUCAUCUCUUCCCCUUCACUUCUGGUCUCUAGUCAGCCAGCCCCCCUCCCCCCUGAAGGUUAAGGCAGUUGGUUCACAACCAAGUUGUUUGGUGACCUUGGGUGAGCUCCAGGCAGGCACUGGGGUGAGGAGAUGUCUGUGCAAAAUUGCUUGCAGAAUGAUCUUGGGAUGUUGGAUUUUAAUUUCUGAAGCAAGAGAAUUACGGGGGACACGUUUCCUGUCCUGGGAAAAAUGGAGGCCAGAGUGAUAUGAAAGGAGGUUGGAUUUCAAGUUUAGAAGUCAUUUUUCUAUAGAUAGCUAUCUAGAACUAGAUCAUUUUUCCACCUUUGCUUAUUGAGCACGUCUGGUUUUUAGGUUUAUAUGCCUGUGAAAGCUGUGAAUCUAUUAGAGCUUUGAAUCUUUUCCUAUCCUUUUAUCUUUACUCCUAUAGGAAAUGGCUUCAGCUUCCUUCUCUUUUGGAACUGAACGAGAAAAAACUAAGUGUUAACUAAAAGAAAUUAACUCCAGGGGAAGGACAUCAUUAUAUUAUCAACAGCUAAAUUUUUCCCAUUCUGGGACCUGGACAUGCUUACUGGCACUAGUAACACCAUCUUGGUAGCAAAGACUUUUCCUUUCGGCUCCAGUUAAAUUCUCUCCCCUCUGUUGUGUUCUUUUCCUUCUUUGUCCUUCGUUCCUGCCUAGCAGUCUCUUGGCCGUAGACCUUCUCUUCUCUUGCCUUACUUGCUCAGGCUUGUUGACUGUCAUCAUUUUAAGGAGCUGGACUUCCCAGGACCUCCUGGCAUCUUGUAGGGUGAUUGAAGUGGCCCAAGUACUCCCCUCUGUAGAGGUCAGGUGACCCACUUUCUUUGGUUAAUGAAACGUUCAUGUCUGCAGGUUGGUAGCUUUCACCAACAGAAGUGUGGCAAAAUGGAAGACCGGUUCCUUUGUUAUUUUCAUUUGGGCGAUUCAUUUUUUAUCUUGUAAUCAAAAAUUUUCUCUCUCAUCACGUUGCAGUGCCCUUUAGUCCACCAGCAAUAUUUUUCAGUAUCCCCUAAAAAUCUAGAAAUUAGAAAUGGGUAUAAAAGCUAUUCUCUUUUCCACAAAUCUUUGAAGCCAAAGGAAUAUAGCGAGAAGAAAGGAGGAAGUGGUGGGGGCAGGGGUGGGGGGCUUACCUGCUUCCUAGUAAAAGCCCCUUGAAAGCCAACUAUAGCAGGAUGACAAAUGUUUUGGGGAGCUGUGUGUGGGAGUUGGGGCCUCAUUGUUGCUCUUUUCUCUGUCUUGUUCAGAAUCAAUCAGAAAGCAACAUUUAAGUUUUGGUCAUCCUCGUUCUCCCUUUUCCCUCUGCCCACUGGCCUGCAGGGAUAGAGGCCAUGCAGACCAACGGGAAAGGCCUCGAAUACAGUGAGUAGAGAUGGGACAGUCGCUUUUCAGGAGUUGACUUUAAAAAUAGAGCUAUAUAAUACAUAUUUUUUACAAGCAA
Messenger RNA from Leopardus geoffroyi (Geoffroy's cat), 4809 nucleotides. RefSeq names its product ring finger protein 214 (gene RNF214). The record is from RefSeq and is a predicted model, not a curated record. Bases 1 to 2517 code for a protein of 838 amino acids. The transcript is spliced from 15 exons. Gene Ontology annotation, molecular function: ubiquitin-protein transferase activity. NCBI's taxonomy places the organism in Eukaryota, Metazoa, Chordata, Mammalia, Carnivora, Felidae.